Molecule: messenger RNA, 7362 nt
Organism: Cavenderia fasciculata
Lineage: Eukaryota; Evosea; Eumycetozoa; Acytosteliales; Cavenderiaceae
Exons: 9
Coding region: 1-7362 (2453 amino acids)
Biological process (GO): DNA metabolic process
Molecular function (GO): deoxyribonuclease II activity
Source: RefSeq, a predicted model, not a curated record
AUGUUAACAAAAGAUAAGAUAGAAGUGAGAGGUAGAGAGCAAACUUGUUCAUUUCGUCAUUGUUAUAAAGAUGCAAAUAAUGUUAGAAAUUGGUGGGUAGUUAGAAAACUACCAGGUAGUAAUCAUUAUAUCUACUUUGAUGAUACAGGUGCUAUUGAAGGUGGUUCAGUGUACAGUGAAAGAUUAUCCUUUCUAGUAUCUAGAUUAGGUGAUCAAGGUACUGAAUACUUUGCAUUUAAUAAUAAACCUUAUUACAAUGACUUUGUUGUUCAAGAUGAUACUCCUCCAAGUUAUGGAGAGAUUGCUCCACAAGUCGUAAAACAACUAAUUCAGAGGACUGAAUCGCUCAAAUCCCUUUCCAAGGGUAUCGUAUCGUACAGUACAUCAAGUAGAUCAGGUUACUAUUUAAAGCAUUCGUUACAAGGAUUCCCAGUGCCUAUUAGACCAACUACAGAAUCACCAUCAUCGUCAGCAUCGGUCAAGACACCACUCACACAUCCAAAUGAAUGGUUACCAACAGACUUUGUAACCGAUCCCAAGGAGAUAGAUACUACUAGUCUUUCGUACGGACACAUCUUUAUCUGUCAAUCGUUUGAUAAUAUCGAUACAAGUCAAAUUGCUAAAGCAUUGGAUGCAGCCGAUCCAUACAUUUAUGCUACCAACAUUGUAGAUAGUGCCUCUAGAUCGUUGCUUUCACCUUUAUUUAUCGAAAAUAGAGUACCUGCAAGCACGUCCACUUCAUCUGACGGUAGAAUUAAAUCAUCUUCAAGUAUUACAUCUCUUUGGCAAUCAACAGCUUCAACUUUAAGUUUAAGUUUAACUUUACCUUUAAAAUAUAAAAUGAAUGGAAUUAAAAAUAUUAUUGAAGUAAAGAUUCCAAAUAGAUUUUCUGAGGUGUUUGGUAUUCCAGUUGGUUCAUCACAAUUCUCAUCAAAUCGAGAGAUGAAUAGUAUUGCAUUCUCGGAUUCCAAUAUUUUGGAAAGUAGUACACUUUGUGUUGGUGAUUUUGGUUAUGCAACCACUCAACCAGGUACCAUUUUUAUGCGUAUGUGUACAAACAAGUUUGUUGUUUCGGCUGAUGGCCAAGAACAGGUGGUUACAUCACACACCACAUUCAACGGGCCUUUGUUGAUUGACACGAGCCGUGUUGAGAAUACUAAACCAACACCACCAAGUUACACAAUACAAUACUACCAAUCAUUGUCGAGUGUUGGCAAUCUCUUGCCACAUACUGCCUACUCUCAUCUUCCAACUGACAUGCUGUCUGUUGGUUGUAAUAGACAGUGUCUCAAUAGUUUUAUGGAAGGUAUGACGCAGAGUACUGAUGAAAAUGGGUUUAUUGAAUACUCUGAAUCACGUCCUCAAACAAUCCAAGUUCACCUCACUUCAACAAUGGCAGGUUCGGUCCCAGUCGCAGUCGUCACACAAGACCAAUCCCAUAAGAUCAUUCCAUUUAACCAGUACAGGGGUGGUCUCUUCCCAAGCCAAGAUACUGAUAACAAUAUUGUACUUGUCUAUCGUACACUCCAAAUGCUUGCCGAUAUUGUCGACCAACAAAUCAUUCGAGAAGGAUCAAUCACUACUCUGGAUGACUUGUCAGUUGUCUUGUCUAUUGACCAAUCCUCCUCUAAAAAUGUUGGUAUACUCAACGGUCUAACCAACACACCAAUCAACCUUGACUCUCCAUGCGUGGAAGAGGUAUUACGUGCAUUCUCCAAUGCACUCAUCAAAUCAGCAUCCAACAAUCAACUAUACGAUCUUGGAUCUGCAACACUAUUCCCUACACCAUCCACCAUGCAUUCGGAAUCAUCAAAUAAUUACGUCGCAUUUUAUCGUGGUCUUGUUAAUGCCAUGUCGGUUACUCUUGGUCAACUUGUAUUCCCCACCUCAUCACAGUUGUUAGAUAGUUGUACUGGUAUGCCUGUUGAUAUUGAAAACUAUCAUAACGACCGUGAAGUAUCACCAUCCAAAGGAAUCUACAACGAGGGUUGGGUAACUGCCUAUCUCUAUGAUUUGAUCGAUUUUAAUGAUGACUCUGACCAAAGUACUCUUCCAACGACCCAACAACACCGUCGUGCCCUUUUCGAUGCCAAUUCCGAUCAUCCAGUACCACUCUAUGCCAUCGUCGAAGCUAUCCAAAAGGUUGUACAAGUUUCAACUCAACCAAGUGUCCUUGACUUUACCAAUUCAUUGGUCGCCGUCCUAGAUGCCAGAAAACUUGGACAAGAGAUUGAAUCUAUUGAUACUAUCAUGCAGUACAAUAACAUGUUUUAUGUAUGUCCUUUUGUUGCCAAUGGUCCUCCCUUGCCAAAUGACAGAGACCCAACAUUACAAGAAUUCUUUAUGUCCAAGUUGGUUGGUGAUGCCGAUAUUCAUGCAUUACCAUUGCAACAAAUAGAAACUAUCCUUUCAUUGUGGGCACAAGACGACAACACACCAAUCAUGAAAAAUCAAGCUCUUCAAUAUCUUUAUUCGAGUGCGUUUAAAGCAAUGAUUGGUGAUAGUAAGCUCGUAAAUAUCUUGAAACCUUUUGACCCAUCAAUGUGUCAAUUUGGUUCGUUGGAUCGUCCCAUCACACCACUUGGUAUUCAACUCCUAACCAAGUAUUUGGGAAUGGUGAGAGAUAUUAGAGUCAUCUCUGAACGACAUCUUGGUGGUGUAUUAACGGUUCGAACCUACAAAGAUAUUUCAGUUGUCUUGUUUAAAGAUAAAAUAUGCUCGUUUACGGUAACCAACAACAUUCAUCAGGCCAUCAAUCAAUGUCCAUGCGGCCCAUUGGUCGAAUCAAUUACACCUCUUAGUGGUCCAUUAACUCGAAUCACUCAAUUAACUAUAACUGGUCGUAGUUUGGAGAAUUCCUACUUUAAAGUAGCAGAGGUUGAUUGCAUAUCAAAAUCAAGUUCAAUCGAUCCUGGUCUAGAAACAUUGAUUUGCGAGUUUCCAACAUUUGCCGGUACUCACACCAUAACCUACGGUAGAAACGGUGGAGCUAAUCUUAAUUAUAACCCAGAGACUACGUUUUCAUUCACUGUCGAUUCACCUAAAAUCAAUCGUAUUACACCCAAUUCAAACGUCCCAACAAAUUAUGCCAUGAUAACUAUUUAUGGAAUCAACUUUUUCCCACCACCUUUAACGGGUGAUGUAAUCAAUCGUGAUGGUAUCCAAUUAUUUAUCAAUGAAGAUGAAUUCCUAAUUGAGAGAAUGGAUCAUUUCGAAUCAGAAAAUAUAAUUUAUUUUAAAACUAAUAAUGUUGGUACAACAAAUUUAAUUUCAAUUAUGGUUAAAGGAAAAGAAUCAAAUAUGAUAAAUAUUAGAAUGUCAGCACCUACAAUUUCAUCAAUUAAUAUUUUACCAUUGACAAGUUUACGUACCAAUCCUGUAAAUAUUAAAACACCCAUUACUGUCACAGGAACAAACUUUGGUCUAAAUGAAGAAGAAAUCACUGCAUUUGUUGGUCCAAAUAAAUGUGAUAGUAUAGAGGUUAUAGAUCAUAACUCGUUCAUUUGUAAUGCACCAACUGGAAGAGGUAUGGGUCACAAAGUAAAGGUUCGAAUCGGUGACCAAGAGGUGACUUUUGCCUCUAAAACACUCGAUUACGCCCAACCUUCAAUCUACCAAGUUAUCGUCAAUGGAACCUAUCCAACUGGACCAACCAAAUUUUUCUGGAUUGUCGGAACUGAUUUUGGUACAACUCAGUCAGAUGAAUCUGAAACCAAUGUUUAUUUGAAGCAUCAAGAUCCAAAACUCAACCAACUUCAUACUCAAUCAGCUUAUUGCAAAAAUGCGCAAGAGUUGUGUCAAGAUCUCCCUUUUAUUUAUUAUAAUUCUUUUAGUAGAGAACCUCAAGACGGCGAGGAGGAGGUUUGGGUACCAUCGAAAGAUAUCGUACAAGCCAACAAAGAUGAACCAAAUUUGGAAUGUCUCAUUUGUUAUUUUGGAAGUGCAGUUGGAGCUGGAUGGGAGAUUGAAAGUGUCGAGUUUGAUGGAAGAAAAUCAGUUUUUAAUCAAUCUGCAAAAACAUUGGGACUCCUCCAAGAACUCAAAUAUUCUCUUCCAUUGGUCGACGAGGUACAAUUAAAAGACGAUGUCUUGUUGCCAACGAGAGGUGGUACAAGAAUCAGUCUCAUUUCCGAAGAGGGUGUAUUCCCGCCAAACGAAAUGCUCAACACCGACACCGACCCAGAUACCGGUUCCCCUACUCCAACACAACGUUUUGAAAUUGACUCUACCUAUAGUAAUAUUAAAAUUGGUGAUUUUCAAGUCGAUUAUAAUAACAUUGAUUGGAUAGACUCUAAAACUAUUGACGCAACUUUACCACCUGGAUAUGGUAUCAAUUUAAUUAUUAGAUUAUAUGUUGGUAAACAAUAUGCAGGGAGUAAAAUAUUUAGUUAUGAUCCACCUGAAUUAAUAGAAAAAUAUUAUAAAGGACCAAAUAUUGGAGGAAAUAGAAUUAUUAUUUUAGGAAAUAAUUUCUUACCCAAUCAAUUUUCUUCACAGUUUUCAACACCAACCCCAACAAUGACAGUAAAAAUCAAUUCAAAGCCAUGUCUUUCGGUUGAAUGGAUCGAUUAUGACAAUGUACGUUGUGUGGUACCUCCUGGAGAGGGAUCGGGAUUGCAUAUUAAUGUGGUUGUUGGUGGACAAGAAACUAGAAUUGUCAACGAUUAUUACUCUUAUUAUCGCAACGAACCAGAACCUCCAAGCAUCUGGACCACGAUUUUCAUCACAGUUACAGUGACCACAACCGUCUCUGUUACUGGUGGGCAUAGAUUCUUGACCUACGGAGGUAACGCUGCUAAUUAUAACGGUUACCAACGAAUAGAACAAGAAGAUUUGAAUAAUGGUGAAAGGAGAUGGAUUGAACUAACGAGAUUUGGAUUUGAACGUCACGCUUCUGACUUGUUGCUCACCACACUUGCCGCCGAUGGACCACCUGAACCUGGAACUAUCGUUCUCAGCUUUGUCAUUCCACCUGGUGGUGGUCGAGUUGGGCACAGAUACGUUGAUGGUCUAUUCCGUAGUCCCCUCAACACAUUGGUCUCUUAUAAACCACCCGUCCUGACCAACGCCAAUUUCAUGCAAUUGGGGUACCUCUUACGACUACAAGGUUCCGACUUGGGUCUUCCUCAAUUCCGGGUAGACAUUUCCAUUGAAAUUGGUACUACCAAGUGUUCUCUUCACAGCAUUUCAAGUGAUGCAACCACCGCUACGUGUUACAAUUACAAGACCAUUUGUAAAAAAGAUUUGACGAUUACCAUCACCUACAUGAGACAAACAUCCAACACAUUCCCUAUGCCAAACAACCCAAGUUGUUCCUCUAACCAAGUUGAUAUUCCCAGACCAAAACUCCCAACACUUGUACUGAUCGCCAUGAUCAGUGCUGCCGCCGCUGCUGGUGCUGCAUGUUUUAUUUUUGCACCCCAAUGUUUUGCCGCAGCCACUGGUAUUUCAGGUUUGACAAAGUUAACAUCAACAGCCUUUUCCAUUCUUUUUGGUGUCUUUACAGUUUCACAAUUAACUACUCUCAAUUUACUCAAGGUCCUCACACAAGAAGAGUUUAUUGUUAAUAGGUCAAAGGUAAAAGUUGUAGUUACAAGUGAAAAAGUCGUUAAAACUUAUUAUUCUGGUGAUACCAUUCCAGCCCUCUCUGAUCCAUUUGCCUCUAUUGAAAUUUAUGAUUUAGGAUUAUUUUCAACGGUACCAUUAAUACCACAAGAAGGUAUGCCAAUUUAUUUGGAAUCAAUUUAUUAUACAGUUCCACAAUAUUAUUUAGAUGGAAUGGAAAUGACAUGUUCAAAUGUUGAAGAUAUUACAACUACUCCAUCGACAGUGAUGACUCAAUGUUUGGUACCACCAUAUGUUGGAGGAGACCUUACCAAAGAGGUUGUAGUAAAAUUGGGUGGAGUUGCAAUGGCAGAGACCUAUUCAAUUACCUAUGAAGGAGAAUCAAGACCUCUACCCUAUGUUGAUUAUUUCAAAGGAAGAGUUUAUUAUGAUCAAAACAACAACAAUAUUUUCAACUCUGCUAUUGAUCGUCCAGCUGAAAAGAUUAUUAUUCAAAUCAAACAAGAUUCAACAGUGGUAGCUCAAACAAUGACCAAUAUGGAUGGUUAUUAUUCAUUCCCCAAUGUCGAUGUUACUUCCAUGACACCCAAACCAACUCUCUAUGUAUUGCCAAGCCAACAACAAACAGAACACCAUGUAACCCAACCUCGUCCAUUUAUCAUCCCAAGAAACAACCUCCGAGUAAGGGCAACUUUUUCAGGAACCGAUAUAGCUUUACUUGUAGAGUUACAAGAUUAUGGGUGUCAAGGAACUACAACUACACCACCAUCAGACGGCAUUGCACCAAACGAGAAUGUUGAAUUACAAUACGGUCUUUACCAAUAUACUUAUGGUACUGAUGGUUUGAUUCAUCCAGAAAUGACAUUUGGUUCGCAAUUCCAACAUUGCACGAUGACAUUAUUUGAUAAUUAUUUCUUAAUUGGUUAUAAACAUAGAUAUGAUUAUCAAUUUUAUUUUGAUGCAAACUCAAAUGGUAAGAUGGAUACAUUUGAAACAGAAUUAGAGUAUUAUAUUCCAGGAGCAUUAAUCAAAGCAAUAUCAUCAAAUCAACCAUUUGAGAGAGAUAUAGAGGUUGACAAGGCCACAAGAAAGAUGUGGGUUGAUUUUGCAGCAACUGACAAUCAGUUAUACUUUUCCAACAACAAUAUGCCCAACUACACCAUUGCUCUCAAUGGAUACGGUUUAUUCAUCUCAAAUCCAACAGUUCCGACUCUUUUAACCAUCCCAAUGUUUAUGGAAAAAACACUUGUUUCCAUGUUUGGCAAAAAAAGUAAUGGAUUAGUUACAGACUUUACUCUAUCAUUGCCAUUUGGUAGAUUCACAUCUACCUACUUUGACAAUAUGAGACCAAUAUUUUCAUUUAAUCAAGCCGUCAUAGCACUUGAUUCAAAUGGACCCAUUAUUGUUAAUGUUUUUAAAGAAAGUGAUGGUUCCUUGGUUCGAUCUUAUCCAACAGAGGCAUCAGGUAUUCAAGAAUUUACGAUUCCUUUGGUUGGUCAUACUAUUGAAGUUAUUGAUAAAUCAAUAUUUGAUAAUGCGGUAUUUGCACCAGUUCAAGGAGUGUUCAGACUUGAAAUUAUAGAUAGAUUCAAUAUACAUACAUAUGUCAGAUAUAAAAUGGAUGAUCAUGAUUUACAAUGCCAACGAUUAGCCAAUGCACUAACCGAAUGCUACGGUUUGAUUGAAGAGUUUCGAGAUGUUGCCAUCACGAAAUCAAUAAUAGUUCAACUAGGCAGUAGCGUUCGUUUCUCACAUGAAUAUUUAUUUUUGGUCCCUCCUAAUCCAAAGUUAAAUUAA